AAUCCUAAUUCAUUUUCAUGAAAUAGGACCAAAAACAGCAAAAUAAUCUAAUAGCCCGUUGGCCUAGCUCCUUCUGCCUUGAAUUCCGCAGCAUGUACAAAGUGCUAAACUCUUGAGCCCAUUGUUCGUUGAAGCUCCACAUUCAACAUUCAUGAUGAAACAGCUGCACAAAGCAAGCUCUAACCACCACCGGCGGGACGAGGAGAUCCCCACUUCCCAAUCAUCAUCUUACUCUCCGAAAACGCUAAAGCCCACCAGAUCUCUCCCUCGAUCCAUCAACUACCUCUUCAGAGAACAGCGCCUCCUUUUCAUUAUCAUUGGCAUCCUCAUCGGCUCCACCUUCUUCAUCCUUCAGCCUACUCUCUCCCGCCUAGGCCCCUCUGACCCCCAUUCCUAUCCUUCCUUAUCCUUCACUCGCAACUCCCUUGAUUCUUCCUCCUCUAACUUCUUCCGCAAACAUUCCUUUUCCGGUCGUGUACCGGCGGGUAUUGGUCGUCGUAGAUUGCGGAUUGUUGUUACUGGUGGAGCUGGAUUUGUUGGGAGUCAUCUGGUCGAUAAGUUGAUUUCGCGGGGCGAUGAGGUUAUUGUGAUCGAUAAUUUUUUCACUGGGAGGAAGGAGAAUUUGGUGCAUCUGUUUGGGAAUUCAAGAUUUGAGUUGAUUCGUCACGAUGUGGUGGAGCCUAUUUUGUUGGAAGUCGAUCAGAUCUAUCACCUGGCUUGCCCUGCGUCUCCUGUUCAUUAUAAGUACAAUCCAGUCAAGACUAUCAAGACGAAUGUGAUGGGUACGCUUAACAUGUUGGGUUUGGCGAAGAGGGUAGGGGCGAGGUUUCUGCUCACCAGCACAAGUGAGGUGUACGGAGAUCCACUCGAGCAUCCGCAGAAGGAGACUUAUUGGGGAAAUGUAAACCCAAUAGGCGAGAGGAGUUGCUAUGAUGAAGGGAAACGGACAGCAGAAACCUUAGCUAUGGAUUACCACAGGGGUGCAAGCGUUGAGGUCCGUAUUGCUCGCAUUUUUAAUACAUAUGGGCCUCGCAUGUGUUUGGAUGAUGGGCGUGUUGUCAGCAAUUUUGUUGCUCAAGCCAUCCGCAAACAACCAUUGACUGUUUAUGGUGAUGGGAAACAGACCAGGAGCUUCCAGUAUGUUUCUGACUUGGUUGAUGGACUGGUGGCAUUAAUGGAAGGUGAGCAUGUGGGCCCAUUCAAUCUUGGCAAUCCAGGGGAGUUCACUAUGCUGGAACUUGCUGAGGUUGUCAAAGCAACAAUCGAUUCAAGUGCAACAAUAGAAUUUAGACCAAAUACUGCUGAUGAUCCACAUAAGAGGAAACCAGAUAUCAGCAAAGCAAAGGAGCUGCUGAACUGGCAGCCAAAAAUUUCUUUGAGAGAUGGAUUGCCCCUCAUGGUGAAUGAUUUCCGGAACCGCAUUUUGAAUGAAGAUGAAGGGAAGGGGCUUAUAUAAAGCAACAUCGGAGUUAGUAUGUAUAGUGUGAAGAGAAUAGCUGUAUCUUGAUUCAUUUCAUGUGUGAAGAGAAUAGCUGUAUCUUGAUUCAUUUCAUGACUGUCGUUCAGAAUCCACAUUACCCGGGAAGUUAUAGCAAUAUGUCUACACGAAUAUGCAUCUGUUAUUUGUCAAACUGUGCUUUUUAGCACACAAUUUAUGUCUUUGUAGUUCUUUUUUACAUUUUGAAAAUUUUAUUUUCCCUUUAAGCA
Manihot esculenta (cassava) is the source of this 1707-nucleotide messenger RNA. Its product is annotated as UDP-glucuronic acid decarboxylase 1. Gene Ontology annotation, cellular component: cytoplasm. The coding region runs from base 152 to 1456 and encodes 434 amino acids. The record is from RefSeq and is a predicted model, not a curated record. Gene Ontology annotation, molecular function: NAD+ binding; UDP-glucuronate decarboxylase activity. Lineage: Eukaryota; Viridiplantae; Streptophyta; Magnoliopsida; Malpighiales; Euphorbiaceae. The transcript has 7 exons. Gene Ontology annotation, biological process: D-xylose metabolic process.